Molecule: messenger RNA, 2496 nt
Organism: Cylindrotheca closterium
Lineage: Eukaryota; Bacillariophyta; Bacillariophyceae; Bacillariales; Bacillariaceae
Source: the annotation of a GenBank genome assembly
AUGGGCCGAAACUGGAAACGGAAUCAAAAGAACAAAUACAACCGAGGUGGGAAAAAGCCGAAGCCUGCAGAUCCUUCAAAAUAUGGGGAACAUAAAGACCCGUACAAACUGAUCUCAGGUGGAAACUACAAACUCGAGGCCUAUUAUGCCUAUCAAGAUAUCCACCAACAGGUAUUCGAUAGUCAAAGCAAUGAUUUCUUGGAAUGUCGAAGUGAUGAACAAAAGGAAGAGGAGAGAGUCAAAUGGCUGGAGAGUAUGAAAUCGAUUUUGCCCGCUUCGUUUAGAAUUGGACGUGAUGUUGAUGUUGUCCUCCGUGACCGACUUAAAAAGGAGCUUGAAAGCUACGUUGGGAAAAAGAUGGAGAUAGAAGUGACUCCCAAAGGCGGAGAACGACGAAACCGCGAACUAGAUUUGAAAUCUGAAUUCAAAAUGAUUGCUCCAGCAAAAAACGUAACUUUUAUUCCGCAUGCAUACCAAUUGAAUCUCGACCGCCAGACAAUCCGUCGUAACCCGAGUCUCAAUCCAUUCCACGAGUGGCUAAAGGUACAAACAGAGGCUGGUUUCAUCACGAGACAAGAGACUGUGAGCAUGAUUCCACCUGUCGUUCUUAACCCCGAACGGCACCAUACAGUCCUAGAUAUGUGCGCAGCCCCCGGGUCAAAGACUUCUCAGCUGCUUGAGGUACUCAAUUUACCUGCGAAUCCAAAUGAUAAGGAGCCAACGGGCGUGGUAGUUGCCAAUGAUUCAGACAACAAACGGGCGUACAUGCUUGUGCAUCAGCUGCGAAGGAUCAACAGCCCUGCGCUAUUCGUAACCAACUGCGAUGCCCAAUUCUUCCCGUUGAUUCGCUCAAAAGAGCAUCCUAGUGAGGGUGCAUUCGAUCGUGUUCUAUGCGAUGUUCCCUGCUCUGGUGAUGGGACUUCACGCAAAAACCCAGGCGUUUGGAAGACAUGGAACGCAUUGAAUGCGUUUGGAUUGCACGCACUGCAGCUGAGUAUCGCACUGAAGGGAGCUAGUCUGACCCGGGUUGGCGGAUAUGUCUGUUAUUCCACAUGCUCCAUGAAUCCAAUUGAAAAUGAAUCUGUAGUCGCAGAGCUCUUGCGAGCAUCUGAAGGAAGUUUAGAACUUGUUGAUAAACGUUGUGACCUCCCUGGCCUGAUCGCGAGGCCAGGAAUGUCAACCUGGAAAGUCCUGAGCGAAGAUAAGAGUAGGCGUGAGCUAAAAGAUAAGAUGAAGAAGAAAAACUCAAAAAUGCAAGCUCGAAGACGAGAAUGGGAGGUGAAAAAUAAGAAAGAGAACGAGGUAACUGGCGAUUCGGAGCAGGCAGGUGUAGACAACGAGGAUAUGGAAGAUGCUGAAAAAGUAUCCGACACUGACGGAGAGUCACGGGUUCCCAUCACAUCUGCAUACAAGCCAACUUCAUAUGAUAGUGUUGAGCUGAAGAAAAUGGCCAAAAUGGCUGGUCUUAAUGAGUACACAUCUUUCGAUGAGGUCCCAAUUGCAUUGCAGAAGCGAAUUCGGAAAAGUUGCUUUCCUCCUACAGACGAAGAGACUGCCAGCUUCAAUCUAAAGCACUGCAUGCGUAUCUUGCCGCAGGACAUGAACACCGGGGGGUUCUUUGUUGCUCUACUAAAGAAAGUCGCACCAAUGAGCUCACGAGCAAGGAAAGCUUUCCAACAGCUUGAAAAUGACUUGGAAGAGAAGACGGAAUUACCCGAAAGGGAAGAUGGACCAAAGCCGAAACGAGCAAAAGUAGAGCAAGUGGCCGUGGCGAAUGAAAAUGACGCGAAGGACUGCCAAGAAGUUUCUGCUACCAGUGAUUGUAAUCAGCCGCCUUUAAAUAGCGAAAAUAGGUCUUCUGCAACCCCUGGUAACGUGAAAAAACACUAUCUCUCUGACAAGGACGGGAACAAGCACCCAUCGCUUGGCAGGGAUGACUUUAUUCCGCUCUCAAAAGAAAUCUUCGAACCGCUCAAAGAAUACUACGGCCUUUCAUCAGACAGUUUCGACGCAAAUCAGUACAUGGGUCGUGCUUGUGGAGAUUCGAAAGUCCUCUAUUUCAUCACCAAGACUAUACGAAAGCUAAUUGACGAUGGUCUCCAAACAAGACUUACUGUUGUCACAAGUGGUGUGAAAGGCUUCGUUCGAAAUAACAAGGAAUGUGACGUAGGAUUUCGUGUGUCGCAAGAAGGUGUUCAUUUCGUUGCUCCUCACAUGACAAAGCGUAAGGUUGGCGUUGAUUUGGAAGAUUUCGAGAAAUGCCUGCAGACAGAAACCAUUCUGUUGGAGACCUUUUCAGAUGAGUUUGCGUCGGAAGUUCGAAGUCUCUCAAUGGGCUCAUUCGUAGUUUAUUUGAAUGGGUUCGAGGACGACUAUAUCAAGAAAUUCGUUGUUGUCAUGUGGCGAUGUCGCGGUGACGCAGUGAAUUGCCUUGUCAACAAAGCCGAGCUUAACGGGAUGAAGAGCAAAGUAAGGUCGGUGAUGGGGAAAGCUUGA